This is a messenger RNA of Humulus lupulus (European hop), 525 nucleotides long. Its product is annotated as serine/threonine-protein phosphatase PP1-like. The record is from RefSeq and is a predicted model, not a curated record. Lineage: Eukaryota; Viridiplantae; Streptophyta; Magnoliopsida; Rosales; Cannabaceae. The transcript has 2 exons. Gene Ontology annotation, cellular component: cytoplasm; nucleus. Gene Ontology annotation, molecular function: protein serine/threonine phosphatase activity. Bases 1 to 525 code for a protein of 174 amino acids.
AUGCAUGGAGGGCUUUCUCCUGAUUUGAACAACUUGAACCAGAUAAGAAUGAUACAAAGGCCUACUGAUGUACCAGAACAUGGCUUGUUGUGUGAUCUUCUAUGGUCUGAUCCUAGCAAAGACAUUCAAGGUUGGGGCCAAAAUGAAAGGGGUGUUUCUUUCACAUUUGGUGCUGAUAGAGUUGUGGAAGAUGAGUUCUUUGCUAACCGAAAACUUGUGACGCUAUUAUCAGCGCCUAACUACUGUGGCGAGUUUGACAAUGCUGGUGCCAUGAUGAGUGUUGAUGAGAGCUUAAUGUGUUCUUUCCAGAUUUUAAAACCAGUUGAUAAGAAGCCAAAGUUUGGAUUUGGCAGUGCUGCAGCUACUACUAGGCCAGGUCCUCCCAGUAAAGUGAAGGAACUAACAAUUGUCUUUACAGAGAGCUUUUUGCCUAAUGAUGAUAUUAAAAAUGUACUUUGUUACAUUGUAUUUGUCACUCUGAUAGAAAUUGAUCAUAAUGCACAGUUACAUUGUAUUUAUUAUUAG